Phodopus roborovskii (desert hamster) is the source of this 3103-nucleotide messenger RNA. It is a transcript of the gene Cdca2, whose product is annotated as cell division cycle associated 2. The coding region runs from base 1 to 2952 and encodes 983 amino acids. Gene Ontology annotation, cellular component: chromosome; nucleus. Lineage: Eukaryota; Metazoa; Chordata; Mammalia; Rodentia; Cricetidae. Gene Ontology annotation, biological process: regulation of mitotic nuclear division; regulation of chromosome segregation. The record is from RefSeq and is a predicted model, not a curated record. The transcript has 14 exons.
AUGGAUACAAUUUCACACGACAAUCCGCUCUCAGAAUCCAAGGAGCCUGUCGGUAAUAAUUGUGGAAAUGCCUCUUUUAUCUUGGGAACCGGGAAGCCUGUGACGCCUCAGAAGUGUGUAGAAGACUCAACUCCUAAUCUUUGCACCCCGGUUGCCUUUAAGUCACCUUUGGACUUCUCCACAGUAACCGUAGAGCAGUUGGGAAUCACACCUGAAAGCUUUGUUAAGACCCCUUCAGGAAAGUCAUCUUCCCUUAAGAAGACCAGGCGGCGUUCUACAGUCGGUGUCCGGGGCUCUCCAGAAACAAAUUGCCUGAUCCGUUUCAUUGCUCAACAGAGAAGCCUAAAGAAUGCGACAAGAUCUCCAUUGGCACAAAAUUCCCCCUUUCAGGGCAGCCCAGGACUCUGUCGACAUGCCAGUGCAUUAAAAGAGCGAAUGGCUGCUUUCCGGUCAGCUUUUCACUCCGUAAAGGAAACUGAGAGGAUAACUGGUGGCCCCGCAGCCUUAAAGGCAGAUGGACAGUCUAAGACACCAAGUCUGACAAAAAAAGAAGGUCUUGUUGAAUACCAGCAGUCUGGGUUCCCUCUAAACUCUUCAAAACGGCGGAGAAUAUCCUCCCAGAGCAGCCCUGAUGACCUGAGCAGCAUCAAAGGGAAACUGGUGCAUGGACAGGUGCUCGCCGAGCGGGCCUGUGCUGUGGGCACCCCUGCAGAUCUUGUUGAGAAGUCAUCUGACAUUGGUCCAGUCCAGCCUGGCUAUGUAGUUGCUCCCUGUCCAGAGCUCAAGGAGGCAUCACAUGGACCAGGAGUUGCUGACUGUGUAGAGAGCACACAAUCAGCUGUUGCUGUUUCACUUGACACACCUGCAGCACAAGUGAGUGCAGACACAGCUCCUGCCACCAGGUCACCAGUGGCUCCUGUGUGCGGGAGCAGCAGCCCUCCCGCUAAGACCUUUGUGCUUCGUUCUGUGUUGAAGAAACCUGGUAAGCUGUUUGGAGAGAAUGGAAAGGAAUGCAACCUAUGUGAUGGCGGGCCUCAUCUAAUCCCAGAUCCUUCAAACUGCAAAGAACAAAGAGCAGGUAGCGAAAACUGUAAAUCACCAAGCUUUCUGAAUCUGAAGAAGAGGAAGAGAGUUACUUUUGGAGAGGACUUAAGCCCUGAAGUGUUUGAUGAAUCUUUACCAGCCAAUACGCCAUUGUGUAAAGGAGGAACACCUGCCCGUCAACGAAUCGUAAAUGCUGCCAGUCCCCUGCAGUCACCCCUUCAUGAGCAGUUACUUCAGCCAAACUUUGAUGACAAUGAGGAGAAUCUUGAAAACAUAGAACCAGCUCAAAUAUCAUUUGCAAUUCUGAGUCCUAGUAAAUCUUCACUCUCUGAGACUCUUUCAGGCACUAAUACUUGCAGUUCUUUAAGUAAUCGUGAGGAAAUAAGCUGUAGUGUUGGUAGACCAACACGGACUUCUCACAGAAGAAAGCAGGUGAUGAGUUUUGCAGAAGAAGAUGUGUGCAACUCCUACACUACAGAAGCUAAGCCCUGUAAAGAGAAGAACAUGAACAGGAGGAAAUCUCAACAAAGAAAAUGUACAAGCAAAGCACUUGCUGGAAUGAAACAGAUUUUGAAAAGUUACAGAAAAAAGAAAAGGGGAAAGAAGAGUGUUGAGAAAAGUUUGUAUGGGGAAAGAGAUAUCGCAUCUAAGAAGCCGCUCCUGAGCCCCAUCCCUGAGCUGCCCGAAGUCUUCGAAAUGACACCUCUGGCUGACUGCACGCAGAUGAUAUGUUCAGAUGAUUUCAGCGUAAGUGGCGAACAGGAAGAAAUGAUCUCUCUUGAAAUGCCUGCGAAAAGAAAGCGACUCUUGCCUCGGGAGGAAGACUUGCCUGAGCUGGAUCCAGUGUUUCAUCUGUCUCCUGUGUCUGAAUUGUGCUGCUGCUUGUUGCCAAUCACUGCUGCUUCUGCAGGAGGGCCAAAUGCCAACACUAGGGUCACAAGCAGAGCCCGUAACUCCAGAGCCACAAGUAAGCAUCAAAGUGCAAAGGAACCAAAAACCGAGACCAAGACUGAAAGCAUCCCUAUGCCUUGUGCAUCUGUUACCCAAGGGCACGUUGUGUCAGGUAAUCCAAAGCCUCUGUGUAGCCCUCGGUGCCAGGAAGUUCCCAAGACUGAGCAAAAUACAGAAAAUCCUUGUGAAGUCCUUACAGUUUCAGAGAAUGUGGAUAUAAAGUGUGGGGAAGAGAAUGUGUACCCAGCUCCAAAGGGGAAUCCGCAGUGCGUCCCUGUCACAGCUGGCUCGGACAGGGAGCGUAAUUGUUCAAAAGGUGUCCUAGUUGAAAAUCUGAAAGAAUCCACAAGCCACAGUGAGGCCAUGGGAAGAAAAUGUGCAGAAAACAGCAACCCCAUGAGUGGUAGAGAAAGGAAACAGAGGAGAAUCUCUAUGCAUUGCUAUGUGGGUCAGAGGUCAUACCUGAAACAAAAUGGGAACUCCGCAUAUUCCAACAGUGGGGGAAGCUCUGCAGAAAUUGGUUUAGUAAAUCCUCAGCUGUGUGAAGAUUUAUCUGAUGCCAUAGAGCAAAGCUUUCAGAGAACAAGCGGUAAGCCCAAAGUGAGACGCAGCACAAGGCUCCAGGGAGACUUGGAAAACACAGGGCUUGUAUGGAUGUUACCUCCCACUCCUCCCACAUCCCAGAAAACCAAAAGGAGGAUGACGAUUUGUGCCUUUGACAGCAGAGAAUUUGAAAGAAUGCCCUCCAGAGAAGAGACUGUAUCCUCAAGACAAACCCCAGGUCCCCUGCCAUUCAUCCCAGGCAGUGGGAGCCAGGGUGUUGGUUCUUCCAAGCUACCUGGGAAAAGGAGGAAGAGCUGUGUGUCUACACUCCCAAAUGCUGAGAGUACCACUGAGCCACCAUACUUCAAGAGAAAACCCUCUCUCAAGAAGGGCGAGAGCUCUCAACUGCAGUGAGGGGCUGGGCACGGGAGAACCAAGGCAGGACUGACUGUUCCACCUGGCAUUGGCUGUUAGGAGGGGUCCCAGUGGCCUCCCUCCUGCUUCCAUCCCUGUUGAGCUUCAGUGCAUUGCCCGUUUCUAAUAAAAAGCAUUUGAGUUGUGAUGA